Messenger RNA from Durusdinium trenchii, 2871 nucleotides. The record is from the annotation of a GenBank genome assembly. Lineage: Eukaryota; Dinophyceae; Suessiales; Symbiodiniaceae.
AUGAAGGACCUGAGCGCCACGAGCUGGAAAUGGUGGGAGGAGGUGUUGAACUUCGCCAUGAUGGCGUAUCGAGAGUGGCUUCAGGCGGAACCAGUCCAGAGGCUCUACAUCCGGCCGAGGGUCCCAACGGAGUGCACGGGGGUUUGGAGUCGGCUGGAACAGCGAGGCCAGUUGAUGCUCCUCAACGCAGUUCCGCAGAGCAUCAAGGCGGAGAUCCUGGCUAGCAGGACGACCAGCUCGGUGGAGGUUCUCUAUGCGCUGUUUCGGCGCUAUCAACCCGGGGGGCUUGCUGAGAGGUCCCGACUCCUUCGUCAGCUGGUGGAACCGAAGACCCCCCAGACGAUGAAUGAAGUGGUUGAGGCACUCAGGGGAUGGAGGCGCAGCUUGAGACGCGCCCAGGAGCUGGAGAUUGCCACUCCGGAUGCUACCCUCCUUCUGGGGGCGCUUGAUCGAAUGUCUGAGUUGGUGGGGAAGACAUCAAGCCAGGUGGCCUUUCGAAUGUCAUCUACAAGAGCGGCUCUCGGGGUGGACGUGACGCCCUCGUUGGAGACGGUGUUGAACUUCUCGGACAUGCUCACUGCGGAGGCCGAGUCGUUGGCCAUCAGUGAACUGCAGCCAGUGACGGAGGUCAAGACGGUCCCUUUGGCAACCAAGGUCAAAGCCAUGGCGGCAGUGACUGAAGAAAAGGGGGAUAAGGGGGCUGGGAAAGCCAAGAGUGAGGUAAAAUCCGAGGAGAAGAUCUGUCGCUUCUGGGGAUCAGAAGAGGGCUGCCGGAAAGGACAGGAGUGCCGGUUCAAACAUGAUUGGACCAACUUGGAGAAGAAGGGCCGCUGCUUUGGGCGCUCAUCGACCAAGCAUUCCAAGCGGGAGUGUCCGGCCACCAAGAUGAAGGGUGAUGGAGAAAAGCAGGUGAAGACCUUCAAGAAAGAGGCUGAGAAAGGUGGUGGGGCCAAGAAGAACGAGCGGGAGCCCGUGGUCGAGAACCAGGCGUCCUCGGUUGAGGAGGUGGUGGAUGAGAAGAGGGUGGAAAAGCCGGCAGCUAGUUCUGGAGAAGUUCAAGCAUUGUUGUCGGAGGCCACUACUCUUUUGAAGACCUUGAGACCGGCUGGGGAUGGGAGAGCCUCGCUGAAGGCGGUCAAGCUGAGCAGCCUGGAGGUGAAGACUACGGAUCGUGCUCUCCUCGACGGAGGAGCAACCCACUGGCUCAGGAAGGCGGAGUCGGAGGAAGAAUGGAUGAGGGCCCAAGAGGUCCGAGUGGAGCUUGCGGAAGGAUCAGUGGUGCUGAGGCAGCUUCCUUGGACAAAGACCCUUCUCACACAGAACGAUGUUCAGACCAUCGUGCCGCUUGGCGUACUGAUCUCGCUCGGCUAUGAGGCCUACUGGGAGAAGGAGCGCUUCACGCUGACGGACCCGAGUGGUGCCCUGCUGGAUGUCGCGAUUGAAGGCAUGUGCCCAACGGUCGGGGAAGGCUUGGGAAGAGAGCUCAUUGCAGAGAUCGAGAGAAGCAUGGUUCGGGAGAGAGCCAGGUUGGCGGUGCUGAACGGAGAGGAGAAUCAGAGCGAGCUCGAGCUGGGGGAGAUUCACCAUCUCAAGGAGCUCCGAGAGUUGUUCCCAGAGGUCCCGCUUCGGCUGUUGGUGAGGAUUUUGCCGAAGGUUGGAUGGAGGGGGGAGUCGAUCCCUUGGAACCGACGUGAGCGGAGACGAGUUCGCAAGGCGCGGGAAGUUGUGGUGCACCUCUUCAGCGGGGACACCAAGAGGUAUUGGCAGAGGGAGCUCGAGUCGGAAGGCAGAGCAGUCCUAUGUGUGGACACGGUGAUUGACCCCGGCAUGAACAUCCUCCAGGACGACGUCUUUGCCUACCUGCUGGAGAUUGCCGACGGUGGCACACUUCGAGCGCUCUUGGGGGGGCCGCCCUGCAGGACGAUGAGCAGGCUGCGGUAUCGACAGCCAGGGCCACCUCCACUUCGAGAACGAGAAGGUCCGGGAAGAUUUGGACUGCCGAAUCUGGACCCAGUACUGAGGCAGCAGGUGGAAGAUGACACUCUACUCUGGCUGAGGCAGAUUUACCUUCACCAUCGGGCAUGGAGAGCGGCUCAACCUCGAAAGGUGGUAACGGCCUUGGAACAGCCAGAUGACCCGGAGGCCUAUCUGGGAGAAGCCAAGACGGGAGCAGGAGAGAUGGCCGGGGAGAACAUGGAGAUGAGUGGAAAGCCAAGGGAGCUGAGUGGGCGUCUCAAGGCAGCGCUGGUGGUCGCGGUGCGUGAAGAGCUGGGUAGUGAGGAGCCUCAGAUCAAGAGGAUGGACCUGGAAGUUGAGGAGACGGAGGAGAAGAAAGAGAAGGAUCCCCGGAAGGGUGCCAUCUUGGUGUUUCUGCCCGGCCUGGGAGAGAUCACUCAGCUCAUGCAUGGAGCCCAAGUUCACACUCCAGGCGUGAAGUGGAGGAUCCAAAAAGAGCUGAGGUCGAAGCUCGCGGAGGACAGUCAAAUGGCCUCCAAGUGGUGGCUGCUGCCGCUACAUGCCAAUCUGCCUCCAGAGGACCAGAGCGGGGGCCUUCUUGAGGUCCGUCGAGGCUGCACGCGAAAGAUCAUUUGCUCCACCAACGUCGCGGAGACCUCCGUCACCGUCUGGGGGCCGAGCCGUCCGGACGGAGAGGGACGUUCGUUGCCGCCCUUGGAACGGCCUAAAGUUCCGGACGUCACCGUGGUCAUUGACACGUGCCGGGAACGGAGGAAUCAGGAGGGGAUCGCAGGGUAUCGGAAAUGGAGCCUGCGCAGGCAUUUGGAGCGGAUGGAUGCGAUUUCUCCACCAGAGAUGCAGCGAGUGCCCUUGGAGAAUGUGUACUUGCAGGCACGAGCAGAGCAAUUGAGAUAA